Molecule: messenger RNA, 1461 nt
Organism: Gambusia affinis (western mosquitofish)
Lineage: Eukaryota; Metazoa; Chordata; Actinopteri; Cyprinodontiformes; Poeciliidae
Exons: 7
Coding region: 99-1373 (424 amino acids)
Biological process (GO): negative regulation of endopeptidase activity
Cellular component (GO): extracellular region
Molecular function (GO): cysteine-type endopeptidase inhibitor activity
Source: RefSeq, a predicted model, not a curated record
GUUUUUGAUUCCAAAAGUCCCUUUCUGGCUGGAAGGCAAACACAGAAGAACAAACUUCAGUUCAGAACCGUUAGCUUUCCAUCCGUACGUCUGUGGCCAUGGACAUCUGCACAUUUUUGCUGCUAAUAUCGCUCUUGUCUCUUCACUCUUUCCAUGUGAACGGGGAGGGUUUUCUGCUGAUGCCCAUCGAGCUCGCUCCAGUUCCCUGUAACGACAAAGCUGUGGAGAAGCUUUCUCGCCUGGCUGUCACUUACAUCAACGAGGAUCGCACCGAAGGCUACAAGUUUGCCCUCAACCGCAUCGCCAAUGUCUACCUGCACGCUCAGGGACCAGGGGGUAAUGUGUAUUAUCUGGACCUGGAUGUCCUGGAGACCAAAUGUCACAUCGGGAGUCCAAAACCGUGGAAGCGUUGUGACGUCAGACCCUUCAUGGAAACACAAAUCUCUGGUAACUGCAACACCACCAUUCUGCACACACCAGAGGGUUACUCCUACCUCUACAGCUAUGACUGCGCUCUUGUGCCAGAUCCGCCAGAGAAGCUCCAGCAGACUUGUCCAACUUGUCCCGUCCUGCUCUCCGUAGACAGCCCGGUGGCCAUGGACACUGCAGGGAUCACUCUGGAGGCCUAUAAGAGGCAGUCCACUCUGGGCGCUGGGCUUGGCGUGAAACGGAUCACCCGAGCUGCGGUUCAGAAUGUGCCAAAAAAAGCCGUGUUUGUGGAGUACACGGUCCAGCAGUGUCCAGAGGGAUUUACGGAGAGAGGGACCUGCCAGCGACUGACUCUCAAGUCAGACACACAGACGGCAGGUUUCUGUACAGGAUCCAUGUACGGAGAUGUGAGCGAACACCCGGAUGUCCUGGUGUCCUGUGAGAUGUACAAGAUACAGAAUGUGGACAUGGUCCAACCGGUAAAACCUCAGGUUCACGACCUCCCCGCAGACACCAUGUUCCCAACAUUUCCACCUCUGCCUGAUGAUCCUUCGAUUGACCUGCAGCCCCUUCCCUCUGACCCUCCGACUCCCGAUGUCGCUCAGCCAGCUCUGAUUGACCCCACAGCUAUGCCCUCUCUUCCUACAGAUCCCCCAGUUGUGGUUAACCCCUCGGUCCUUCUUUCUUCUUCCAGUGAGUCUGCUGAGAGAAUAGUAAGCCAACAGCAGCACAGAGGGACUCUGGAUUCAUCCUCUGAGGAAAUUGGAGUCCUGGUGGCCCGGCGUCCACCGUUCAACUUCCGUUACCCAAGACGUAAGCGUGACAAGCGGCAGAGCUUGACGGAGACCUCUCCCUCACACAGUCCGGUGUUCCUGUCUGAUUUCCCCAGCGGGUCAUCUCCUUUUCGAUCCUGUCCUGGUCCGGCUCGAUAUGCCACAGCAUAACCAGUUCUUUGCUGCUCAGAAAUCCAUUUACUCAUGUAUGAUUUACCCACUGAGAGUCUGAACCGAUAAACUGCUCCAAUCCUCGUCA